AUGUCGUCAAUGACAAUAGAUCAGUUAAAAAAAUCACUAACAGAACAAGGAAUAUCAUUACCGCCAUCACGCUCAAAAAAAGCCGAUUAUUUGAAGUUGUACAAACAAUACAGCACAAUGAAUGAUUCUCUAGGCGAUGUUUACUCAAGCGAUGAUGAAAACCCUCCAAAAACCGGCAGUCAAAAUGUCACUAGUUCUACAUCACCUAACAAAAAUAAUGUGAUUAAAGAUGUGGAAAUGCUCUCUGAUGACGAAUUAUACCAUCAACUUAAGGAAUUUGAUGCUAAUAUUGGUCCUGUGUUAAAAAAUACCCGGAGAGUUUAUGAAAAAAAAUUAAUUAAGAUUCUGAGUGGCUUAAAUAAUAGUACUAGCGGUAACGUUAAGGAAACUAACAGUACAGAGGCAAAAAACAAAGCCGAAAAUUUUACUCCACCUGUGGAUGAGUUUUCAGACAGCGAUGUUGAAGUAAUAUCACCGUCACCCAUAAAAAAUGACGCGAAAAACAGAAAAGGUUCAGAAUUACGUGAAUCUCCUAAGCCUAGCGUAACUGAGCCAACAAAAUUUGAAACAGAAAAGUCUUACGUGCCAUCGUAUGAACGUAGUGGUCGUAGUACGACACCAGGGUUAUCCAAUGACGCUCCGAAAACAUCACGCUACAGUUAUAUUGAAACAAUACCUAAAGGAUCUAGUUACAGUUAUAUUGAGCAAAGUUCAGAUUUAGAUUUGAGUUCUGAUUUGAGGAAAAGAUUUGCUGAUAGGUAUAAUUCAGAAAAAUAUUCAGAGCCUUUAUAUUCAGAAAGACACAUCAACGACAAACCAAGUUCAGGAGAUAUUUACAAAAGUUAUGAUAAAGUUGAUCACUUCAAGACAGGUUUAGGUAGUCAACUGAAAUUUGGUCUCGAUAAUGAAAACCAAUUUAAAUCUGGGUUUAAUACUGCUGGACAAUAUAAACCUAAUAUAGGAGUAAGCAACAGAAAAAAAUCUGGUAGUGGAUUUGGAGAUCAUUACAUUGGCACUUGGGAGCCAAACAUUAACAGAUAUUUGGGCACAAACACACAAAAGGUGAACUCACAAUGUUCCAACUCUUCCGGGUGGUUAAAGAGUAUAAUUGCAGUUUUAGUUAUACUGGUUACAUUGUAUUUUAUUUAUUACUUAUAUCAACAAUGGUCUACAUUAGAUCCUUACAAAAUGAUUGAAGAUGAUGCAGAAAGAACAAUACAGGAAUUAAACGAAGAAUUGGAAGUUAAUUAA
Messenger RNA from Pediculus humanus corporis (human body louse), 1251 nucleotides. RefSeq lists its product as uncharacterized. The transcript is spliced from 2 exons. The coding region runs from base 1 to 1251 and encodes 416 amino acids. Lineage: Eukaryota; Metazoa; Arthropoda; Insecta; Psocodea; Pediculidae. The record is from RefSeq and is a predicted model, not a curated record.